CCACAACGGCCAUCUUCGGCGAAACGCGGCUGCGCGCCACGAGCGUCAUGGUUAAUACACGACAUACACUGCAUUCGUACCCACUACCCGGCACACACCGCCGUCGUUAGCGUAGCRACUGAAACGGCGAGAAACCCCGUACGGCCGUACUGCGCGUACCCCAUUGACGUUGAGCCGCCGCGUCAGUAACAGCGAGCGAGCGUGCGCAUAUGGCAUAUUCUCUCGCGCGUGUCCAGGUGUACUACAAACAUCAGACGAGUAUUACGGUCGGGAAUCCAACUCGCUCCAAACGAUUACAUUAUAUUAUAAAUAUUUUUCAAGAUUUAACGUGCGGUUAAUUCGGAAACGCUACUAAACAGACAAGAGGAUUUCGUUUCGAUACAUCGUCGUCCCUUCCUAUGUCGAUCGCGCGCGAAAAAUCGUCGGGGCUGAAUCACGUAACGGUUUUUGGGCGCWCGCAUAGUUAAGUAUACGUUUCCGUCUUUUUCCGUCGGUUGAUAGUGCGUCGGACGCCGCCGCCGUCGCCGUUUGUCCGCGGUGGACGCCGACGACGACGACGUAGGAGACCGCGACGACUGUGAACGGACCUUCCGGUUCGUCGCCGCCGCCGUCGAGCUUGUGUGUUAAGUGUUUAGAACGUCCAACGAGUGCCGGCGCGUGCGUGCGUGCUAGCGAGUGACAAUAAUAAUAAUAGUAAUAUAAUUUAUUAUUAUGUGCAAUAAAGCCGCUGCGACUACAACUACGCGGACGGUCGGCGGUGUUAUUGCGGACCAGACCGAUUAUCGUUAUUGCGCAGUUGCGGUGCCCGUCGUUGAAUUAUAAGGAGGAAACAUGAAGGAAAAGGAGAAUGCCAGUGUAAGUUUCUCCCAGUGGCAGACAUGGGUUUUGGACGCAGUAAAUAAAAUUCGUGGCCAAAAGCAGCGGCCAUCCUUGGAACGUAUUGUGAAUGCAAUACGUCAACAUCAUCGUUACUCUGUAGGGGAUAUUGAAACACAAGUUGAACGAUGUGUGGAAAGUGGUGCUGUGUUGAAAGUCUUCAACAAAGGCCAAAAUACUUAUAUGAACCCUGGUGGCACUGCAAAUCGUAAACUGGUUAUUAAUGCAGAUACUGAUUUAACAAAAAUUUUGGUGAAAGUAGUAGGCCAAUUAGAUGAAGAAGGUUCAUCGUAUAAAAAUAUUGAUCGGUAUAUUCAGCAUGCCUAUUGUAUAGAACUUAAAAAUGAAGGAUGUGACUUGACUUCAUUACUCAAAUCAACAUUGACCAAAGCAGUUGAUAAGGGUUUAUUGGUGUUKGAUGGAAAAUUAUAUAGGUUACCUGUUAGUCCAGAUUCUACUACAUCAUUGAUUGGAACACCUGUCUUAAAAUAUAGUUCUGGAAGAAAAGCACGAUUGCUUAAAGUAGAUUCAAAUGAAAUCGGAACAACCCCCCUUUCACUCCGUAGAGCUGGAAGAAAAAGGAAGAAGUUAUCGGUUUGUGAUACUAGUUCAUUGACAGAUAAUGAAGCCAGUGACAAAGAAAUAAAUAAAGUAAUAAAGGCUUCCAGGAAUGUUUGUGCUGAUUGUUUAGGUACAUCAGCAAGAAACCAUUGCGGUGAAGCAGAAUCAUUAAAACAAUGUAGAGGUGGUUGUGGAGUUUCAUUACAUCCUUCUUGUUUAGCCAUUAAAUGUAGUGGCCCUUUGACUGCUUUGUUAGCUCGUGGUUCUCGAUGGUUUUGUCAGGACUGUAGAACAUGYUCAGCUAUACCAUCCUGUUCAGUGACUGAACAUAUGUUUUUAUUAAACUGUGAUACAUGCGAUCGAGGUUAUCAUAUGCAAUGUCUACAACCUCCGGCUGUGGAUAAACCAAAAUCGGCAUGGCGUUGUUCAUUUUGCUUAGAUCAUCAUGACACCACCAUUUCUAUGGAGGUAGAACCAUUUGAAGAACGGAGGGGUAGGAAAAAGUCAAGUAUUAAAAACCAAAGGUCUAGUCGUGGUCGAAGUCAACAUCUAAAAGUGCAAGAUCUUAAGCUCAAGACUUCAUCCACUUCAAGUUCAAUGAAUCAACGUGAUGUCACGGAAGACGGUAAUGUCUCCUCUCCUGACUCCUCGGCUCCCCCCUCUCCCGUUCCGAUUAGCGGCAGUGUGCGGCGGGACACUGCUAUCUCCAAGGAGAAAGCAAAAUUCUUUAGGCAAAGUGCUGCGUUUAAUGCGCGAGGUGUGAACGGGAGAGGAUCUGGUGUGCCGAAAGUCAAUGCCCCCCUAAAAAUGCGCCUUAGCUCUAGCAGCAGUGACAGCUCUAGCAGCUCGAGUUCAAGCUCGAGCAGCCGCAGUCGCAGCAGCAGUUCAAGUAGCACAACCAGUAGCUCUAGUGAUAGUAGUAACAGCUCUAGCAGCAGUAGUAGCAGCAGUGCGCAUGCUUGUUCUCUUUCUGUGCGUCCAAGCCGGCCCGUAUUUCCUCUCCCGAAAUGUCUCGCCGCAAGGAAUGCCGAUUUAAACAAAAGUCCUUCAAAUCUGUCUUCUAAAAGUUGUAAUUCAACAACAGUCUCUGUUGAAUCUUCUAAAAAAAAUGAACAUCGUUCAAGUUAUAAACUGAAUGAUUCAAGUAAUAUAAAAAAAAUUGAUAAAAAAAAUGAUGAUCAAUCUAAAGUAACCCCAAAAGUAUUAUUAAGAGCACCAAAACUAAUUGCUAAAGUCAAUUGUUCACAACCUAAAAUUUUUCCACUUUCACAUUCGAAAUCAGAUAAUUCAGAUUCACCCAUUUCUCUGUUUAAACAAUUAUUGACAGAGAAUUCAGAUAAACCUUGGGGGUUUGCUGCUUUGGCUGCCAAAGCUCCCAUUGAACCUAUAAAACCUGAAGUCUAUAAUAGUAAGAAAGAUAAACCUAUUGCUGGAUUUAUUCAAUUGAAGGGGUUGUUUGAUGGGUUAAGUCAUUUCUAUUCAACACCAUUACAAUCUCGUACUCGACCUCGAAAUGAAAAAGAUCCAAAAUUAUCCACUAAAUCUGACUCAAAAGUCAUUUGUGCUGAUAAAAAGCUUAAAAUACUCGACAAACAACAAUCUCCUAGUUUUUUGGUUAAGUCAGCUGUAUCAUCAAAAUUGAUGGAAACUAGGGAAGUAGCAGAAAUAGAGGGUGAUAAAAUGCUUAAUAAUGAUAAAUCCUUAGACAUUUCUCCUUCCGCCUUCCGUGACCAUCUGUCCGUGCCGACGAUACGUCCAGUCACCCGUUCCGUGUUGGAAAAUAUGAGCCGCCUUGUUGCAUCAGACUUACCAUCUGGCGUUUUACAUGAGGAUGUUGAAAUCUAUAAAGAGACAAGAACACGAGCAAUGAAUAGUACAAUUCAAGCUCCAGAGUUCAUUGCGUCUAAUCAUCCAGUGAGAUGUCCUGCUGCAAUUCAAUUUGGUAAAUAUGAAGUAGAGACAUGGUUUUCAUCUCCUUUUCCGCAAGAGUAUGCUAGACUUCCGAAACUGUUUCUUUGUGAGUUUUGUUUAAAAUAUACUAAAAGUAAAUCAGUUUUGGAAAGACACAUGCACAACUGUAACUGGAGACACCCACCUGCUACUGAAAUCUAUCGGCGUGGAAAUCUGAGUGUUUUUGAAGUUGAUGGAAACGCCAAUAAAAUCUAUUGCCAAACAUUAUGUUUAUUAGCAAAAUUAUUUUUGGAUCAUAAAACUUUGUAUUAUGAUGUUGAACCUUUCCUUUUCUAUGUUUUGACAAAAAAUGACGGUUUUGGCUGUCAUUUGGUCGGUUACUUUUCUAAAGAAAAACACUGUCAGCAAAAAUAUAAUGUAUCUUGUAUCUUAACUAUGCCUCAAUAUCAAAGACAAGGGUUUGGACGAUUUCUUAUUGAAUUCAGCUACCUUCUAUCAAAAAUUGAAGGACAACCAGGAACACCAGAAAAACCUCUUUCCGACUUGGGUCAAGUAUCAUAUCACGCAUAUUGGAAAGCUGUUAUAUUAGAAUAUUUAGACAAACACAGAGACAAUGAAUCUAUCUGUAUUAAUGAUAUUAGCAGUAAAACUGGUUUAAUGAGACAUGAUAUUACAUACACAUUACAAUCUCUCAACAUGGUUGUUGAAAUCUGUGAAAAAUUGACUAUUUGUAUUGACUGGAAUAUUGUAGAUGCUCAUUUAAAAAAGAAAAAUUCAUCUAAACAAAUUCCAAUUGACCCAGAAUGUCUAAGAUGGACUCCUCUAAUGCCAGCAUCCAAUUUAUUAGUUUCACCAGAUGACAAAGAUAACCAAGACUUUGAAGAACCUCUUCCKAUAAAAAUUGAAAUAAUCAAAAGUCCAAUUAAAAAGAAGCGCAUUACAAGAAGAAUGCCAAUGAUAAAGAGGCGUAGGAAAAUGGAUAAGAAGAAGCGUAGGUGUUUAUAUGGUGCAGAAAAGAAGCCUAAUUCUAUUUUAUCUAUUGACACCACAUUAAGUCAAGUCGAAGAAGAUCCAAAUGUGAAAAAUAAUAUGAAUGGACAAGUAAUCAAUUUAAAAGAAGAAGAAAACAUCAUUGAAGAUAAUUCCUUAAAUGAAAAGUCUGAGCAAAACUGGAAAUCUGAUGAAAAAUCUGCCAAAAAAGACAUUAUGAAGGAAGAAUUGAARGAAGAGAGGAUUGAAGAUAUACAAACAGAAAUAUUAAAACCUAAAUCCCCUGCUAAAACCAAACAAAGUUCAAUCACAAAUUUCCUCAAGCGRGAAAAUCCUGAUAUUAAAAAUACUAUUCCUCAAAAAAAGAAGAGAAAAUUGCCUCGAGGCAGAUCACGUAAAAGGCAAAGACCCAAAACUCAAAAUGACAACAUUGAACCUAAAGUCAAGAAAGUUCGAAAGAUAGAACAAAAGUCUCUUGAAAUUGAAACUAUUGACGAAAAUGUAGAAUCACAGCCUGUGAAAAAUGAGAACAUUGACGAACUAGACAACAAUGAUGAGCAGAACAAUAAGAUUGUAGAAGAAAAACAGGAAAAUAAUGAAAUAUCUGAAAAAUAUGACAACGAAGAAGAAAAAGAAAACCUACAUGAAUGCAAUGAUAAGAGUCCAGAAAACAUUAGCGAAGAAAAAGAGGAUAAUCAUACAAAGUUAGAAGAAGAAAAACCAGUAGAGGAAAAGAUAGAUCAAAUUGAUACUGAYGUAUUGAUUGAAAAUUCUAAGAAUUUUACAGCUGAAUGUUCUAAAACAAACACGGAUGUUAAGGCUGAUGAGAUAACUGUUGAAAAUAUUAUUUGUUCUAAAAUUAAUGGUGAUAACAUUGCAAAUUCCAAGGAGGAAGAAAUCGAACAAACGCAAAAUGAAUUAGGUAGUAAUGUUAACUCUGUAGAAGUAACAACUGACGAUGACAUUAUAAAACGUUCAAAUGGUAGAGAGCCUGUAGGUGAUAUGCCUAAUGAUGUUCCUAAAAUAAAACUAUCAGAAUCUAAAGAAGAAUCUUCUAACAAUGCUGUUGAAUUUACAUGCAAUUUAGAGAAGUCUCUUAAAUCUAAUAUGGAUAAUGUAAUAUUAGAAAAACCUAAAGUACAACCUUGUAAUAGUGUUGUAUCUCUGGAUAUGAAGCAAAAUGAGAAUAUGCCAAAUAACUAUGAUAAGACAAAUGUUAUUCUAACUGAAACAAAGCAAUUUAAUGAUCAAGUUGUUUUAUCAACUAAAUUUAAAGAAGAUUCUGUUGAAACUGAUACAAGAAUGUUAAAUAGUACAGAAACAUGCAAUAAUUUUUCCAAAACUGAUAAUGUACAGCCUUCAUUGUCUUCUAUCACUGAUAAACAGUACACUAAUUGUACAAUGGUUACAAAUGAUUUUUGUAAGCCAUUGCCAGAUUCAUCAUUGUUGUCAAAUGUCAAACAAUAUGGUAGUGAACCGUUGCCAAAUGAAUACAGUAAAUCAGGCACUGUACUUCCAAAUUCAAAACAAUAUGGUGAGGCUUUAUUGAAUGAUUAUAGAAAAUUGGACAUGCAUCAGCCAGAUAUAAACAAGCAAAUGUUYAAUAAAGAAGAUUCUGUUGAAUAUAUAAAGAACUUGCAAGGUCUUCCAACACCCAUUAAUAGUUCACAAGAUGUAUUUAAGGUCGUGGAGCAAUCUAAACCUAAAGUUUCUGAAAAAAAUUAUUCUCCUUCAAUUGUGGCUGACCACACAAUAGUUGUCCCUAAAUAUGAUGGUGUCAAACAUGAGAAGCAAUCCAAAAGAACAACACCUUCACCAAAAACUGUGCCAUAUCGUUUGCCCACUGAAGUGCCACAAGUAGAUAAAUCCCGAUUGCAUGAAUACUUGCCCACCAUGGGGUUUCUAAACUAUCAAAAAAUUAAUAAUUCUAUAGGUAUGGGUCAUCCAGAUAUUCCUAAAACAACAAAAGACAUGUAUGCAGACAAAAAAACUGAUGCUGUCAACAUGAAUUUACCCAAAGACAAAGAAGUAAUGAACUUGCCUAAAACUAUGGACAACAGUCUUUUAUAUUCAUCUGUUAUGCAACAAUCCCCAUAUACAGAUCAAUCUAUGAUGCACUUAUCGCUCCAUCAUCAUUUGGCCCAUUCAUCCCAAUAUCAUCAUACUCCACCUGUGCCUUCUCAGGUGCCACCUCCUGUUCAUCAGACAAAAUCUCGGAGUAAAAAAAGUGAACAAAGGAGAUUGGCUCAACAGAAUCAGACGCCUGUUGCACCGUCUACUCAACAACCUACCCCUCCACCAAUACCUAGCCACACACAAUCAUAUCACCAUCAYCAUCAAACAGCUACAUACAUGAUGCCACAGCCAUCACCCUCUAGUCCCUAUCACCAUUCCGUGAUCCAACACCGAAUGGGCCAACAAGCAGGCACAUGUUCGUCUGCUGAUUUUUACUUAUCACAUUCUAACCAACACGCAGUUGCUGCAGCUGCACAGAUGGCUUCGUGCAAUCUUUCCAAACUUCAGCAAAUGACAAAUGGAUUGGAUCACCAUCGCAGGCAUAUCUCUUCACCUGCAUCAUCGCCAGCCUCUUCCCCAGCCAACAUGACUCCACCUCCUCCCGCUGCAUCUGCAGCCGCUGCACAUUUGCUGCAACAGUCUGCGGUUGCUUAUCACAAAUUGUACCAACAAGCAGGUCAGACCAAUCAGUCACGACAGUAUGGUCAUCAAACACGAGGUUCUCCGGCAUCACCUAAUGUUGGUCUCAUGACAAUGCAGUAUGGAGCACCACCUCCUUUCAACGGUUACAGGGUAGCGUCACAAUCCACUCCACCACCAUCUGCUACUAGUUAUAUGAACCAGACAGCUGGACAAUUGCAGUACUCGACGCAUACACAAGAUCCACACCAUCAGAAUAGUGUGUAUCCAACUUCGGCAUACAACGGCUCGUAUUUACAACCACUAAAUGGGUCCAUGCAUAGAUAAUCUCUUGUUAUAUUAUUAUUUUUAUUAUUAACUUUUUUUUUUUUAUAUUAAUGAUUAAAAGAUUGUUAUUCACCAUCAUAACAUAAUAUACUUUUUUAUAAACAUACAAUAAAGAAGAAAAAAAUGUUACCAGUUUGUUAUAUUAAGAUGAAAACGACAACAAAAAAUUCAUUUUAUACCCUAAGAAAAGUACAUUUGCAACAGACCGAUUCUUAUCUUUAAGUUAUGUUAGUUCACAAACAGUAUUUUUUAUUUUUUUAGUUGUGUAUGCUAUGCAUUAUUUUUAUUUUUUUAUUUAUCACAACAAUUUGUAUUUAAUUAUUAACUUUUCUUUCUGUUGAUUGUUGAGAUCAAUAUGUAAACGUUACAAUUCAAAAAAUAUGUUAAAGGAACGGGUACGUCAAGUUUUUAUUGUACAAAGUUCAAAGAAUUUCCUUAGUCUAUAAGUACAUUUUAAAACACUUGAAAGUCUAGUUUCAGCUUGUUAUUUAUUUUUUUCUACUGUAAUUGU
This is a messenger RNA of Diuraphis noxia (Russian wheat aphid), 7831 nucleotides long. Its product is annotated as histone acetyltransferase enoki mushroom. Gene Ontology annotation, molecular function: chromatin binding; transcription coregulator activity; histone H3 acetyltransferase activity. Gene Ontology annotation, biological process: regulation of transcription by RNA polymerase II. The record is from RefSeq and is a predicted model, not a curated record. NCBI's taxonomy places the organism in Eukaryota, Metazoa, Arthropoda, Insecta, Hemiptera, Aphididae. Gene Ontology annotation, cellular component: nucleus; MOZ/MORF histone acetyltransferase complex; chromatin.